Molecule: messenger RNA, 1181 nt
Organism: Andrographis paniculata
Lineage: Eukaryota; Viridiplantae; Streptophyta; Magnoliopsida; Lamiales; Acanthaceae
Product: acetylserotonin O-methyltransferase-like
Exons: 2
Coding region: 51-1127 (358 amino acids)
Biological process (GO): methylation
Molecular function (GO): S-adenosylmethionine-dependent methyltransferase activity; O-methyltransferase activity
Source: RefSeq, a predicted model, not a curated record
ACAACAAAGCAAAUGAGCAAUUCUAUUACAACAAAAAAACUUGUCCUUCAAUGGCGAUGGCAGCUAAGAAGGAAGAAAUCCUUGCUGUAAGGGAUGUUACAAAAUCCUUGUUCCAAUUCACAGAAUUCACUGUCAUAAGAUGUGUAAUCGAGCUCGGUAUUCCAGAGAUAAUCGAGAACUAUCCCGGGAAUAAGGGCGGCGUGUCGUUGGGCGAGCUGUCAAAAGCAUCGGGCGCUUUGCCGACGUUCCUCCGCCGCGUCAUGAGGUUCUUGACUCAUCGCGGCAUUUUCAAAGAGGUGAAAAUCGACGGUCAAGAUUCAUCGAUCGGUUACGCCCACACGCCAUUUUCUCGACAACUCACAAAGGAUCGUAUGGCUCCGCUAUUCCUACUCGUGAGUAGUCCCGAGAUGGUUUUGUCGAAGUUGAGCUUCGCGAAGGUCCUCUCGGCGAAUACGGAUUAUUCGAACGGUUUCGAGGCCGCGCACGGCGUCGAUCUUUGGAAGUAUUGCGCGGCAAAUCCUUCGUUUGGCGAGUUGUUCUCCAAGGGAAUGGCGUGCAUCGUUACCGACCGCGUGUCGUUGAUGCUCGAAUACUACCCGGCCGUGUUCGAGGGGUUCGGUUGUGUUGUCGACGUCGGAGGUGGUAACGGAACGACGCUCCGUACCUUGGUGAAGGCGUGCCCGUGGAUUGUCCGAGCCAUCAAUUUCGAUCUUCCCCACAACGUUGCCGCUGCAGCUGGACGCGAUAAUGGCCGCAUCGAGUACGUCGCGGGCGAUAUGUUCGUUGAAAUUCCGCGCGCCGAUGCUAUUUUUAUUAUGUCGGUACUCCAUGACUGGGACGACGAAGCAUGUGUGAAGAUUUUGAAAAACUGCAUAAAUGCUAUACCAAAGGAGACGGGAAAAGUGAUUAUUAUGGACUACGUGGUCAACCACGGCGACCCUAAAAAUAUCGACGCCGAUAAAGAAGAGUAUCGUUUGGCACUGGACAUGGAAAUGUUGGCUCAAACUAUUAAUGGGAAAGAGAGGGAUGUAGAAGAAUGGGGUGAUAUUCUAAAAUCUGCUGGCUUCACCAAAUACACCAUAAAAGCCAUUCCAGCACCCGUUUCUGUCAUCGAAGCUUAUCCCUAGUUGAGUCCUAUUAUUCGAUCUUUUCAUUUCCCGCAAAAAAAAAAAAAAAAGAAA